Molecule: messenger RNA, 780 nt
Organism: Pyrgilauda ruficollis (rufous-necked snowfinch)
Lineage: Eukaryota; Metazoa; Chordata; Aves; Passeriformes; Passeridae
Gene: NFKBID
Product: NFKB inhibitor delta
Exons: 7
Coding region: 16-780 (254 amino acids)
Biological process (GO): regulation of gene expression
Cellular component (GO): nucleus
Molecular function (GO): protein binding
Source: RefSeq, a predicted model, not a curated record
GCAGCCGCAGAGCGCAUGAAAGCCCUGAGGAGACUCGAUGCCAAGGAGCACAGAGGAAAGACUCCCCUGCUGGUGGCUGUCACUGCCAGGCACGCAGCCAUCGUCCACGACCUCAUCCAGGCAGGAGCAGAUGUCAACGCCGUGGACAACAAGGGGCAGUCAGCUUUACACCUUGCUGCAACGUAUGGCUACACCCAAGUCCUCCAGGUUAUUCUGUCACUGGGUUUCCCUCUGGAUCUGGAAAUGAAGGAUUUUGAAGGCCAUACCCCUCUCCACUGUGCUGUCCUGGCCCACAACACCCUGCUGAGGGACCAGAGCAGGCAGGCGGUGUCAGAGGAGCAGCACAGGGAGCUCCAGCAGCAGAGCAGGGAGCUGGAAUCCUGCAUCCAUCUCCUGGUGCAGACUGGAGCCUCCAUCUACAGCCGGGAUGUGAAAAGCAACAAGACAGUUCUUCAUUACACAGUCCAGGAUGGGAACGUCUCCCUGCUCAGGUACUUCCUGCAGCUGAAUGCUUUCAUGUCCAAGGAUUUUGUCAACAGCAAGGCCCAUGGCAACACAGCCCUGCACAUGGCAGCUGCUCUGCCUGGGGACAAGAACCAGAAGGAAAUCAUCCAGCUGCUCCUGGAGCACGGGGCAGACCCCAGCAUCAGGAAUUUGGACAAUGACCAGCCAAUCCACAUGGCCCCUCCUGGAAAAGCUGGGGAGCAGGUCAGGAAUUUGCUGAAGAAAGGGAAAGUCACACCUGCAUUCAACUCCUGCCACAGAAAUGCCAGAUCCUGA